This is a messenger RNA of Gopherus evgoodei (Goodes thornscrub tortoise), 2571 nucleotides long. RefSeq names its product G protein subunit alpha 13 (gene GNA13). Bases 85 to 1218 code for a protein of 377 amino acids. The transcript has 4 exons. Gene Ontology annotation, biological process: Rho protein signal transduction; adenylate cyclase-activating G protein-coupled receptor signaling pathway. Gene Ontology annotation, molecular function: guanyl nucleotide binding; D5 dopamine receptor binding; G-protein beta/gamma-subunit complex binding. NCBI's taxonomy places the organism in Eukaryota, Metazoa, Chordata, Testudines, Testudinidae. Gene Ontology annotation, cellular component: heterotrimeric G-protein complex; brush border membrane. The record is from RefSeq and is a predicted model, not a curated record.
CGCAUGUGCAGGCGGCCGCGCCGAGGGGAGCGCUAGGCUGCAGCUGCGGCGCGCGGCGGCCGCUCCCUGGCAGUGUUUGCUAAGAUGGCGGACUUCCUGCCGUCCCGCUCCGCGCUGUCGGGCUGCUUCCCCGGCUGCCUGCUGACCAGCACCGAGGCCGAGCAGCAGCGCAAGUCCAAGGAGAUCGACAAGUGCCUGAACCGCGAGAAGACCUACGUGAAGCGCCUCGUCAAGAUCCUGCUGCUGGGCGCGGGCGAGAGCGGCAAGUCCACCUUCCUCAAGCAGAUGCGGAUCAUCCACGGGCAGGACUGGGACCGGGCGGCCCGCGAGGAGUUCCGCGCCACCAUCUACAGCAACGUGAUCAAAGGUGUGAGAGUCCUUGUAGAUGCUCGAGAGAAACUUCAUAUUCCCUGGGGUGAUCCUGACAACCAGAAUAAUGGGGAUAAGAUGAUGGCUUUUGAUACUCGGUCAACAAUGGUGGCACAAGGGAUGGUGGAGACUCAGGUUUUUUUACAGUAUCUUCCAGCAAUAAAAUCACUGUGGGCAGAUAAUGGAAUCCAGCAUGCCUAUGACAGACGCAGAGAAUUCCAGCUGGGGGAAUCUGUAAAAUAUUUCCUGGACAACUUGGAUAAACUUGGAGAAUCGGAUUAUCUUCCAUCACAGCAAGAUAUUCUGCUGGCACGAAGACCCACAAAAGGGAUUCAUGAGUACGACUUCGAAAUAAAAAAUGUUCCCUUCAAGAUGGUUGAUGUAGGUGGCCAAAGAUCAGAAAGGAAACGUUGGUUUGAGUGCUUCGACAGUGUCACAUCGAUACUUUUCCUGGUCUCCUCAAGUGAAUUCGACCAGGUGCUCAUGGAGGAUCGGCUAACAAAUCGCCUUACAGAAUCACUGAACAUUUUUGAAACAAUAGUCAACAACCGGGUUUUCAGCAACGUCUCCAUCAUUCUAUUUCUAAAUAAGACAGACUUGCUUGAGGAAAAAGUACAAAAAGUGAGCAUCAAAAACUAUUUCCCAGAGUUCGAAGGGGAUCCCCACUGCUUAACAGACGUCCAAAAAUUCCUGGUGGAUUGUUUUCGUACCAAACGCCGGGACCAACAGCAGAAGCCCCUAUACCACCACUUCACCACUGCUAUUAACACAGAAAACAUCCGGCUGGUUUUCCGUGACGUCAAGGAUACCAUUCUUCACGACAACCUCAAGCAGCUUAUGCUACAGUGAUGUGCAAAAAGACAUAUUUUUAUUUGAAUACCUUUUGUGUUUUUAAAAUUGUGGUUUACAACAGGAGAAGAAAAAUCCAGGUCCUGUCAGACUUCUUGAUGUGUGGCUGAAAGGUGCUGCUGAGCACAUUAUUGCCAAUUUCUGCUGAAAUUGAGGCUUUAAUCUCUUCCACUGUAGCUUUGAGUUGACUCAGUUAUAAUUUUAUAGCAAACCUAAGUCCAAAUAACCUGUAAGGUGACUAAACUUGACCUCUAGUGCUUGUAUGUUGCAAAAAGUCUAUCUAGAAAACACACUCCACCAUCAAAAUUCCAAGUCCAGACUUCAGUGUAACAUUCAUCGGAAUUACAUUAGACUUGUAGUAGUAGUUUUUUAAAGCUGUUCCUUUUCACCUCUUCCUUAAAACUAUGAUGAAGACUGUGAUAAUAUAGCUGACUUUGAUUUCUCAGGUCUUUCAUUGGAUAGAUAUUCCAUAAAUUUCUUGUUGGAAUCAUUUAGAAGCUAGGAUACUUGGUAAUAAAGCCUUUCCUGCCUUAAAUAUAAAGUUUUGCAUGGGUUUUUGACUGUAGGGUAUGCUUUAGGUCAGGAAAUACAGAAAAGCUGGGAAUGGUCAGCAUUAAUACCUUCUGCCAGAAAUGUAUAAAGACUAAUAUGAUCAAGAACUAGUAAAUGACACAGUUCAGUCUAAACUUCAUUUUUAUUGCAUAUUUUAAGUACUCUGCUUGUUAGAGCUAUAACAGAGCACUAUGAUCUGAAAUGCUGAUAUGUGGGAAGAAGCAAACUACACUUUAGAAUCUGUAUUCUCAGUUUGUCAUUGUGCUGAAUAGCUUACAUCCAGGUACCUUGCCCCAGAGUUUAGGCUGAUUUGAAGUGCUUUUGUAUCUUUUCACCAUAACUUUUACAGUGUGCCUAGUCCCACAUCAACAAGCAUUCACUAAUGCACAGAAGUAUUUGCAAACGUAAGUGCCUCCAGUCUUCUUUCCUUCUCCAGUGUUUUCAGUGGCCUUACAUGAAGACAAAUUCCCCAGACAAUGGCCGUAUGCAGAUAUGGGUAAAUAGGCCAAACGCCACUAAGCCAAAAGUCUGUACAGUAAGAUGAGCAUAACAUGUUACAAUACUUAAAUGCUAAAGUCUGAAAACUUCAGAGAAUCUGUCAGAAUCAGGUCUAAAAUCCCUAAGAACCAUAAGAAUGGCCAUACUGGGUCAGACCAAUUGUCCAUCUAGCCCAAUAUUCAGUCUUUCGGCAGUGGCCAGUAGCAGAUGCUUCAUAGGGGAUGAACGGAACAGGGCAAUUUAUUGAAUGAUUCAUCCACUGUUGUCCAGUCCCAGCCUCUGGCAGUCAGAGGUUUAGGAACA